AUGAUGACGGCCUCCGUAGCAGGCAAUCGCAGUGGGCGUUCGGGCAACAUAGCUCGUGAACGUUCUAACAGAAGCAGAGGAGCACAGAAGUCGGAUAAGGAACGUAAUUUAUCCAAAGGUAGCUCGCGACCAAAAUCAAACAGUUCGCGGGUCAAGAAAAUGCGGAAAUCAUCACUAUCGAAAGUGCAAAAGAACUUUGCAGUGUUCAAUGAUAGUGCGGAGCACGAGAACAAGUAUGAAACACUUGCCGUGGCAGAGGCAGAUGAGAAAGAGGUGAUACUGCUCGACGAAGAGGAAGAUACGGCGAUGACUACAGAGACGAAGGGGGUGCAUGCAGAAGAGACAGCAAACGUCACUGGUGCCGAAGGGGUAAAUGCAGCAGCAAACGCGCUCGACGACAACCAGGACUUUAUCGGGUUCAGCGAUAGUGAGGAAGAGGUGGCGUCCGGUGAAGAGAACGGCGACGCGGAUUACGCGGUGGAGGAUGCGGAGGACGAGUCCUCGGAGCCUCUGCCUACUAACGCGGAUUACCCGUGGAUACAGAACCAUGACCACUCCCGCCAGCGGGAGAUCGCAGACUGGUUGACACUGGAGAUCAAAGACUUUGUCUCGUAUAUAUCGCCCAAUAAGACGGAGAUUCAGCUGCGAAAUGACGCGCUGAAGCGGAUCCGCGAUGCAGUGCAGGACUUCUGGCCCGAUGCAAAUCUGCACUGCUUUGGUUCGUACGCUACGGACCUCUAUCUGCCAGGCUCGGACAUCGACUGCGUCGUCAACAGUAAGUCGGGCGACAAGGAUAACAAGAAUGCAUUAUACUCGCUAGCAUCGUACCUCAAGCGAAACGGGCUUGCCACGCAGGUCUCCGUCAUUGCGAAAGCCCGCGUGCCAAUCAUCAAAUUCGUGGAGCCCGCCUCUCAGAUACACAUCGAUCUGUCAUUCGAGCGGACCAACGGUGUAGAAGCCGCCAAGAUAAUUCGCGGCUGGCUCCACGAUACGCCCGGUCUGCGCGAGCUCGUGCUCAUCGUGAAGCAAUUUCUGCAUGCACGGCGCCUGAACGACGUGCAUAUCGGUGGUCUAGGUGGUUUCAGCAUCAUUUGCCUUGCAUACUCUUUUUUGAAACUACAUCCGCGCAUAAUAUGCCGUGACAUAGAGCCUUUGCAGAACCUGGGAGUGCUUCUGAUCGACUUUUUCGAGCUCUAUGGCAAGAACUUUGGCUACGACGAUGUCGGCAUCGCCGUCAGCGAGGGGGACGCCAGCUAUAUCAACAAGAAAGAAUACCCUGAGCUGACGCGCAACCUCCGCGGCACCUUCAAUCUGGUCAUACAGGAUCCCGGCGAUCCAGCCAACAACAUCAGCCGGGGCUCCUUCAACAUUCGAGACAUCAAGAAGGCCUUCGCCGGCGCCUUCGAGCUGCUCACCAAUAGGUGCUUCGAGCUCGACGCAGCUACCUUCAAGCACCGCGUUGGCAAGAGCAUACUCGGCAACGUCAUUAAGUACCGCGGUGCCAAGCGCGACUUCAAGGACGAGCGCGCGCUUAUCGUCAACAAGGCCAUCCAGGAAAACGAGGAGUUUCAUCAGCGCCGCGGCCGCAUAGUGCACCGCGACACCGCGGAAUUCAUCAACAUCUCAGACGACGACGACUACGAGCUCCAGCCGCCCCCCAAGCGCGCCCGCGUCCCCGCCCCCGCCCCCGCCCCCGCCGACAACGUCGUCGUGCUCGACGACCCUGCCGACGACUACGUACCCGCCCAGCCCGUCGACAAGCUCAUGGGGCUCGAUGACACCGACGACUACCUCCCCGCCCCCGCCAGCCCCACAGACACGCCGAAGCUCGACAAGGCCGCCAAACGCAACUACUGGCUCAGCAAGGGCCAGACUAUGUGA
Molecule: messenger RNA, 1881 nt
Organism: Eremothecium gossypii ATCC 10895
Lineage: Eukaryota; Fungi; Ascomycota; Saccharomycetes; Saccharomycetales; Saccharomycetaceae
Gene: TRF5
Product: non-canonical poly(A) polymerase TRF5
Exons: 1
Coding region: 1-1881 (626 amino acids)
Biological process (GO): RNA 3'-end processing
Cellular component (GO): TRAMP complex; nucleolus
Molecular function (GO): poly(A) RNA polymerase activity; mRNA binding
Source: RefSeq, marked provisional